Triplophysa dalaica is the source of this 2229-nucleotide messenger RNA. It is a transcript of the gene gja4, whose product is annotated as gap junction protein alpha 4. The record is from RefSeq and is a predicted model, not a curated record. The transcript has 2 exons. Gene Ontology annotation, cellular component: connexin complex. Bases 140 to 1189 code for a protein of 349 amino acids. Gene Ontology annotation, biological process: cell communication. NCBI's taxonomy places the organism in Eukaryota, Metazoa, Chordata, Actinopteri, Cypriniformes, Nemacheilidae.
UCAAGAGCCACUGCCUCGACCACAAGAGCUUGUACGACUGUCAGUGGCAGAAUCUCCUCACGCGGAUAGAAGAUAAACAUUAAGCAGGGCUAACAGAUGUUCACUUUGUAUAAACUUGUUGUUUGUGCCGGUGCAGAGGAUGUCCAGAGCUGACUGGGGUUUUCUGGAGCACCUGCUAGAAGAGGGUCAGGAGUACUCGACGGGCGUUGGACGGGUGUGGCUGACCGUGCUCUUCCUCUUCCGCAUGCUCGUGCUAGGCACGGCGGCCGAAACUGCGUGGGACGACGAACAGUCCGACUUCGUCUGCAAUACUAAACAGCCCGGCUGCGUGUCCGUCUGUUAUGACAAGGCGUUCCCCAUCUCCCACUUCCGGUACUUUGUUAUGCAAGUCAUCUUCGUUUCUACCCCGACCAUUUUUUAUUUUGGCUACGUGGCCCUCAGGGCCGGAGAUAAAAGGGGGAAUGAAGAGAAGCUUGAAGAGGGCAGGAAACAAAGACAACAUAAAACCAAUGAUCGUACGCUGGAGGUCAUCGUGGAAGAAGAUGAAGAUGUUGAAGAGAAAUCCAGAGAGAGGAAAAGCAAAGCUUCCGAAGCUCCAAAGCUGAAAGGACGGCUUCUGUGUGCUUAUGCAGCGAGCAUAGCCUUCAAAGUUCUUCUCGAAAUCGGCUUCAUUGUAGGUCUGUGGUUUCUAUAUGGAUUUGUAAUUGAGCCCAGGUAUGAAUGCCAGAGGUUUCCCUGUCCUCACACUGUGGAUUGCUUUGUCUCCCGACCGACUGAAAAAACGAUCUUCACCGUUUAUACCCAAGUCAUUGCAGUGAUCUCCGUCCUCCUCAAUAUUGUGGAGCUUUUUCACCUGCUUCAGUUAGCGAUAGCUUACAGACUAGAGAAGAGGUACCAAUGUCAGGCGGAGAUCAUUCAAUUUAUCAGUAGAAAUCCCUCAAAAGCAGUACCCGCGGAAUCAUUUGAGGAGAGGGAACGCGUCUUCCUACCAAUAGCGAACAACAGCUUCCCUUCCGAAUGGGACAACAAAGAACCACACUUGACGGAGUACACGCUCCCUAGCUAUUUAAACUGCAUAAACAAUGUGAAACAUGCUACACACAAAUGCUCCUCAACAAUCCAUCUUCACAAGAAGCACCAGAAGACCGACAACAAAGACAAAACCUCCAGACCAGGACAUUACGUUUGAAGAGCAGAACAGUGAGAACUUUGAGGGAUUAGACGCAUGAACAUCAGUGUUUUUCUGUGCAUCAGAGAACCAUUUCCGUUAUUUAGAUAGACGGGGAAAUGGGAUGUGGGAUGGACCGUCUUUAGUGAUCUAUGGCCAGAUAUAGAUGUCUCAAAUGCUUGAGAUAAGUUCUAGGAAACACAAGCAGGAAAUAUUUAAACAAAUACACUGAUAGAAACAGAACUACACAAGGGUAGUUUGAAGUCAGAUAAUGAAUGUCUAAUACGGUACAGCUUAGUAAAUACCAAACUGUAUUUAAGACCAAAGUGAACUAUGUGAAAGUGAACCAACAAUUUCAAUAUUUAAAAUGUAUUUAAAUUUUAAAAACAAUCAUUUUGUAUUUUUUUAUAUUUAAAGAUGUACUUUUAUUAAAGGACUGCACAAUAAGCUCUAUAUGUGUUCGUCCAUUACAAGAUUGUGUGUUGUACAUCAAAAUUACAAUAACCGAUAUAAUUUAUAUUAUACUGUAUUUAAAAAAAAAAUGGACAUUUUUCACAUUUCCGGGUUUCACAGCAGCGGAAGUAGACAUUGGUAGGUAAACUUCUAUAGCGGUGAAUGAUAGACUACCACAAAUAUAUCUUUAGUACUUCAUUUGCUCAAAUAGCAAAAGAAAAACUCAAUGAUUGUGUUUCCACUACUGUCAGCUAAAAAUAAAAAAGACGAUAAAAUAAAAUAGUAAAAUAAUUGUGUCUGAUGACAGCAGUCAAAAGAGAGAAUGAUCUAAAAAUGACUGUGGCUCCCACUGUAUAAGAAACACCCUCCCAUAAGCGUUAAAUUUUUGUGUAGAUUUAUGCAAAGGUAAUAUAAUGCAAAGUAUAGCGUUAUAAACUUACAUAAAAAAAAUAUAUAUAUAUAUAUAUAAAAGUUUUGGAUGAUUCACAAUGCUGAUGACCGUUGAACGCGUCAUCAAAGGCUUGUGAAAAAGGUCCAUUGCACCUGGGAUUGCACAAAAUAUCAAAAUAUUGCAAAUAUGCAUAUCACAAUGGUUUUCAAUAACUAGU